AUGCCUUCCCCUCCACAGGGGAUACCAUCUCGUCUUCCAUUGCCACCAGGAAUUGCAGACAACUACGUUUCCUGCCCCACAAACGGCCUCACCUUUCACAUCCUGGAAGCUGGAUAUACGCCGCAGCACGACAAACCUUUGAUCCUCUUGUGCCAUGGCUAUCCGGAACUGGCAUUUUCCUGGAGAAAGAUCAUGGUCCCCAUAGCCAAGGCUGGCUAUUAUGUGGUUGCUUUUGACCAACGAGGCUAUGGUCGUACAACGGGAUGGGACAAUUCCUCCUUUGUCAACACCAACCUCGCCCAGUUCGCCCUGACCAAUGUGGUACGCGAUGUCGUCACCCUGGUCAACGCUCUAGGCUACGCACAAGUCAAAUGCAUCGUUGGCCAUGACUUUGGUGCAGUAACAGCGAGCAUGAGUGCCUUGAUACGACCAGAUCUAUUCCGGGGCGUUGUUAUGAUGAGCCAUCCCUUCAAGGCCCCUGCAGUCCUUCCUUUCAAUGUCGCCCAUGGGGAAGAUUACCGGAGCCGAGAAAACAUUACAAAUGGUAUAAUAGCACCGUCGACGCCGCAGGCCAUUGGGCGAAUCCUCCUCAAGGGCUGUCCUCUUUUCUGA
This is a messenger RNA of Plenodomus lingam JN3, 612 nucleotides long. Lineage: Eukaryota; Fungi; Ascomycota; Dothideomycetes; Pleosporales; Leptosphaeriaceae. The record is from RefSeq and is a predicted model, not a curated record.